CCUUUUCCCCAUUUUUCUUUCUCUUAUCACUUUCGAUCACUCUUCUCAAAUUCCAAACAAAGUGCUCACUACUCCUCGUUUUCUCCCCAACCCCCCAAAAAACCAAACAAAAAAAAGAAACUGGUUUUCUCAAUCCGGAGGUUUAUCCGAUGCCUCUAUCUCUCCUUGCAAUUGCCGCAGAUUUCUGACAUUUUUGCUUCUCUUUCUCUUGUAGGAUCAUAGGAACUUGCUUGGUAGCUAUGGUGCUUACAAACUUCGAUGGAACCGGCGUCGGAUUCGGUUUUGGAAUUGGUUGCGGAUUUGGCGUCGGGUGGGGCUUUGGAGGAAUGCCUUUAAAUUUCUUGGGUCUUGGUGCAGGUGGAGGCUGUGGAGUUGGGCUCGGCCUUGGAUGGGGAUUUGGGACAGCUUUCGGUAGUCAGUAUCGCUCUUCUAGGGUUAUGUUCCAAGGCAUUGAGUUUACCAAUCAGAGUCAAACUGAUAGCAAAGAGUCCACAAAUUCAUCCAGAAUCUCAAAGAAAGUUCAUGGUGGUCAAUAAAUUUAAAUGUUCAAUUAUUAAAAUCUCUAUCUCAAACACGGUACAUUUUUUGCUACUGUUUGUACCUCAAUUUGAUCUGAAAAGGUUUGUGUUGAACAUUGGAAGAUAACCUUGAAAAUUGAAUUCUAUGAGGUUAGUGUGCAAAUGCUAUGACAAGAUAAACUCUGAUCCAUUUGAUAACA
Molecule: messenger RNA, 718 nt
Organism: Rhododendron vialii
Lineage: Eukaryota; Viridiplantae; Streptophyta; Magnoliopsida; Ericales; Ericaceae
Product: protein TRIGALACTOSYLDIACYLGLYCEROL 5, chloroplastic
Exons: 5
Coding region: 240-536 (98 amino acids)
Source: RefSeq, a predicted model, not a curated record